Molecule: messenger RNA, 1213 nt
Organism: Pocillopora meandrina
Lineage: Eukaryota; Metazoa; Cnidaria; Anthozoa; Scleractinia; Pocilloporidae
Source: the annotation of a GenBank genome assembly
AUGUUCUCCAAAACCUUCGUUCUCCUUUGCAUAUUCUUUUCAUACUCUUGCUAUUGUGACGGGGAUUAUUGUGAGCGUUUCAGGGAGUCCUUUGAUUCCCUCUUAUACAACCGUGUUCUGAUCGGCCAGGUGAUCAAAUCGUUGUUCACUCGUGGUGGAAUUCUCUCCUGUGCUCACAGAUGCUUGUCUCUUCCGUCAUGUUCAUCAUAUAACUACCAAAUGUCAGAGUCCGACUAUGGCGUUUGUGAGUUAAACGGCGGAAAAGAGGGUGAACAGGAAAACUUGGUGGAAAAACCUGGCUAUGUUUUCGCACGGCGGAGAAAGGUAACUCAGCUGUGUUUACCACCUUGGUUUAUCUUUCUUAAAAUCUCUUCUGAAUCGUUGAAUUUUUAUAAAUAAAGCACCAAAACGAAAGCAGAGAAGAGUGAAGUGAACGGAAGGGAGGAAGAGAGGAGUAGAAGAACCCAAAGAGGUCUUUGAUAAGCUCGAGAUAGGACUUGUUAGAGCUCGUAGAAGUCUAACCCUUCUGCGUUCGUUUUCAUUUUCACAGCCGCCACGCAGCUGCAAUGAGGCAAGACAGCUGAUCAGUAAGCCUGCAUCAGGCUAUUUCUAUAUCCAAGACAACAACUGUGAUAAGUUUAAAGUCUACUGCGACUUCACCUCAGAGCCCGGCUGGGCCUGGACUCUAGUUAUGUCAGAAAGCUUACAGAACGUUGGCAGACCUUUUACCCAACGGGGUUUGUUCAAAAAUGAGCCAAUGAGCCCAGACGUUCCCAACUGGGAGGCGUACAGGCUUCAAUUCGACCGCAUGAAAGGGUUGAGAUCUGAGUCAACACACUGGCGAAUAACUUGCAGUCUCAAUCUUGCGAGCGUUGUCGACUAUAGAGAUUACGUUCGAGCAAAGUUUAAAGACUUCGACUUAUUGACUCAUAAGAAUGGGGGUAAUAAAACUUGUGAACUCGUCGAUUACAUCGAUGUCCAUGGACACAACUGUAAAAACUGCACCGCAGUUUGGUAUCAGUCCGCUGAGUACAUUUUAGCCCACAAAAGCUACCAAAACCUCUGCGACUUUGCUAGAGCACCAGGGUCCAUUCAAGUUAAUGGUACUCAUAGCGAGCAAAAUUUUGGUCGGUAUGCAUUUUACAAUCCUAACUUCCGGUGCACAUCAAAUAACUCUGCCACAACCAACUACUGGUUUGGUUCACAAAUUUGA